Molecule: messenger RNA, 4028 nt
Organism: Tachysurus fulvidraco (yellow catfish)
Lineage: Eukaryota; Metazoa; Chordata; Actinopteri; Siluriformes; Bagridae
Product: probable G-protein coupled receptor
Exons: 2
Coding region: 501-1823 (440 amino acids)
Biological process (GO): G protein-coupled receptor signaling pathway
Cellular component (GO): plasma membrane; endosome; signaling receptor complex
Molecular function (GO): G protein-coupled receptor activity
Source: RefSeq, a predicted model, not a curated record
GUGUGUGUGUGUGUGUGUUCUUCUAUCUCUGUCUCAGAGCAUCAGUGCCAUUGUUCACCUGCUGCCUCGAACCCACCUGGUGUUUACUGCUAGGCAAUAAACACCCGUGUGUGUAUGUGUGUGUGUAUGAGAGAGAGAGAGAGAGAGAUAGAGAGAGAGAGAGAGAGAGAGAGAGAGAGAGAGAGAGAGAGAGCGAGUGAGCAAGAGAGAGAAAGAGAGGGAGAGUGGACUUACUCUACCAACACACACAUCCCUCCUGUUUCUCUCAAAUGCCUCCUGCUCUAAAUAACGGCUCUGCUACUGAUAGAUCUUUUGUUCUUUAAUGUAACAUCUGGACACAUGUGCACAUCUGGCAGUAAGAUCUGAUUGGAAAGGGAUUUCACAGGACUAUCAGGAACCACCAGGUCUGUUCUGUGAUUAAUCAAUCCUAGAGUCCUUUGUGUUGGACAAUGGAGGAAUCCAUAAUUGUGACCCGCACCGCAUAGAUCUGAGCUCCAAAGAUGGCAGCAUCUGGAUACCCUCAGACCCCCGACCUUAACGAAACACAAGCCAACCACUCACUACAAAAUGGAACAUCUGUGCACCCUACUCCCAGCAUGCAGUUGGGCACCAUGUCCAAUCCACAGUCCCGUCUCCGGGAUGCCAUGGGUCUGGUGGCCAUGGUGACACUGAACGCCGUGGCUCUGCUGGCGAACCUGGCUGUACUGAUUGUGGUGCUGAAAGCGGCACACCUGAGGAAGUACAGCUUUGUGUGGCAUUUAUGUGGUGUGGAUGUGCUGUGCGCAGCCCUUCUGAUGCCCCUAGCCAUCGUGUGUGGCUCGCCAUUCUUCGCUGGGGUCAUCUUUACUCCACUUGAGUGUCGCCUGUACGUCUUCCUCAAUGCUUUUCUGAUCUCUGCCUCCAUCUUCACAGUGACAGCGAUCAGCGUCGAGCGCUACUACUAUAUCGUGCACCCGAUGCGCUACGAGGCCAAAAUGACACCCCGCAUUGCAGCUGCGGUCAUGGCGCUUGUCUGGUUGGCAUCUGCUGUCCUUGGGUUGGCUACUGUGUUUGGGUGGCCCAGUUAUCGUCACCACAGCGCCAUUGCUGCCGCCCACUGCUCACUUCACUGGAGCCACAGCGGGCACCGGCGUGUUUUCUCCAUCAUCUUCUGCGUGCUUUGCUUUUGCGUCCCGGCCGCCAUCAUUCUAGCUGUGUAUGCGAACGUCUACAAGGUGGCGCACAUGGCCGCCCGACACAGGGGUCCUCUGCCUAGCUGGGUGCCUGCAACACCUCGUCCAAAACACCGCUCUGACUCAGUCAACAGCCAAACCACCAUCAUCACCAGCAGCUCGAGUGCUAGGAGAGGGACAGGAACACAUGCACCACGCAGGCCACGCAGGACACUGGUGGGCGGUAAAGCAGCACUCACACUGGCUGUCAUCGUGGGCCAGUUUGUCCUCUGUUGGCUGCCAUACUUUGCCUUCCACCUUCACUUGUCCCUAGGUGUUGCCCACAGCUCAGCUGAUGAGGCAGAAGGCCCUGUCACGUGGCUGGCGUACUCUUCAUUCGCUGCAAACCCAUUUUUCUAUGGCCUGCUGAACCGCCAGAUUCGUGAGGAGGUGUGUAAGACGAUGUGCUGCUGUUGCCGCUCGCCCAGCAGACCCGCUAGACCUCCACAGUCCGGGCACGAUGCCUCUGCGCAUGAAGACUUCCUGCACUUCCUGAAGCGCAGCAGCUCGGUUGAAGCCACACGCAGCAGUUACAACACUGCAACUCCCAGAAACACACUGGACCAAACUGGCUUCAGGAUACCAGGACAGAUACCCGAGGAACUCACCUAGGCUGCCAAAUCUGGAACAUUAAAACUGGAUCCAAAUCUGGAAUGUUUAGAAUUGGAUCCAAUGCUGGUAGAGUCAAAAAAAGAGUCCAAAUCUAGACUGUGCAAAUGGGAUCCGAAUCUGGGGCUUUUAAACCAGAUCCAAAUUUGGAAUGCUAAAAACAGAUCUAAAUUAAAAUUAGAUUGAUGGAAGAUUGAAAUAAAAUCCAGUUCAAUGUUAAAAUCAGAAUUAAAUCUGGAAUUGAACCAGAGCAUCAAAGUGAAUAUAAAGAUAAAAACAAAUUCUGAAUAAAUAAAUAAAUAAAUAAAUAAAUAAAUAAAUAAAUAAAUAAAUAAAUAAAUAAAUACUGCUCCAGCAUUCCUGCUAUUUUAGCAUUUACUCAGAUGCUGCUGAAAGCAGGUCUAAUCAAAUAAAUCUGAACAAUGAAGAAAUGUACAGUUGGUUCUGCUUUGUCAUGCUAAUAGCAUGUGAUAAUAUGAGCGAUAUAAUCAAGGCCACACACACAUUUAUACUGGGUUGUUUAUGUAGACUGAGUUUUAACAUGGACUACUAUUUUUAAAUAAUUAAGAUCAGUUUUAAAGGAUUAUUAUAAAUUAGCAAAUUUUAUCGGUCCGUUCCUGAACUAAAACGAUCCCUUGACUUGAAUUAGAUCGAAUCAAAGAUGUGAAAAUAAAAUCUGAUUCUGAGGUCGGGCUGUUUGAAGCCAGCCUCAGGUACUCAGGGCUGUUAGUUUUACAGAGAAGUAAGAACAUUUUCUUACACGGACGCCACAAUAACGCCUUUAGUUAUGGUCUUCGUCCGUGUUUUAUCAGGACGAGAAUUUUCCUUGCAAUCCUUAACCAACACGUCUUCAUUCGCUCGCCUUAAAACAUGGAUGUGGUAUUUGGUAACUCAGUGGUUAAGGUGUUGGGCUACUGGUCGGAAGGUCAUGGAUUUGAGCCCCAGGUCCACCAAGCUGCCACUGCUGGGCCCCUGAGCAAGGCCCUUAACCCUCAGUUGUAAGUCACUCUGGAUAAGGGUGUCUGCUAAAUGCCAUAAAUGUAAACACAACUCUAACUUUUUUUUUAAAUCAGGAAACUCUCAACCUCUCCUUUAAAUCCAUCUUUUUUUUGUUGUUAUUGAUUUAACGAAUAUCCUGUAUGUUGGUAUCAGUGCUUGAUGAGUUGUUCUGCUCAACACUGAAGACUCUGCAUUAGUAUCUUUGACAUGGUGUUGUUUAAUAUUGUUUAAGAAGAUAUUUUAACAUUAAUAUUCGGUCAGCUGUAAUGUGAGUAGAUCCACGUCGAGUUCACGGUGGUGUACGAAACAAUAUUUGUUUGGAACUCUUAUUUAUUCGAGAUUAAAAGCCGUCUUUCCGUUUCGAUUUCUGUUCAUUUCUUUUUCCGUGUGGCUCUGAGAUGUUUCUAAGACGUCCUGUCUCCCUGCUGAAUAAAACACCCUUCACUCUGUCACUGUAAAUGUGUUAUACAGCGUGUCUUUGUUGAGAAAAAAAAAAUGAUUUAACAGUCUUGGUGAGCUCCACUGCUGGAUAAUGUGUGUCUCUGCUAGUCGAGGUCCGGGGGAUAAAGGAAAGCUUACUUAUCACGCUGUCGUUCAAAAAGCAUUGGUAAUGACAACACUGCAUUUAAAACUCCAUAACAACUUGUGUGUUAAAACCACACACUAUGAAGUGGAGUUUUUUAGCAUGACUAUAACAUGCUAAAGUGCAUACAAACCCUCUUAUUUCAAUUUUUUAAGGUGCUUAAUUAAUGUCCCAUUUCUGAAAACAUGCUGUGUGUUAGUGUUGUAUGACAGUGUUUCACAUGUCAUGUAAACACAAACACAACAUGUCUGACAACAUUAUAAACUAAAAGAGUCAUACUUGCUGUUUCAAAGCAUAGUACCGUCUGUCCGUCUGUCUAUCUGUCUAUUUGUCCAUCUACAGCGGAGGAUUUACGAAGAGUCGUGACCCUGAUGCAGAUAUGUUCAGUUAUAUAAGAGAAAAUCAGCACUGGAACAGCUGGAGAAGCAGCGGGAAUACAUUCUACACCUGCUUAAACAUGAAACACACACACACACACACACACACACACACACACACACACACACACACACACACACUUCUACACUGCUUUAAGACAUAAAAUCUGUGUGACCUCAUAAACAUACAUGCAGUCAAAAAAAAAUAAACAACAGCGAUCUGACAAAAGAAAAAUAAACGAAUAAAUC